AUGUUCUGCCGUUCGGGCUUUUUUUUCACAAAAAAUUCCAGCGUGCUCAAUAUCUUGAAGAGCACGCGGGGGCUGCGUCUCUCUAUAGUUCCUCCAAAGAGACUGUCGUUCAGCAUAUGGCGCUCCUUGGGUCUUCGAGGCUACUCUACUGCCUCUUCUGAACUCGCAGCCAACCAGGUUCCCAAGAUCAAUACUGAACCUUUGAAGAAAGCCUUUUCUGGGAAACACUCUCCUCCAGUGGUUUCCAGCAAAACUACCGGCUAUUGGCUCAUCGCUACUUCUGGGUUGAUCUUUGGUAUUGUCGUUGUGGGCGGCUUGACCAGACUCACAGAGUCAGGCCUCUCUAUCACUGAGUGGAAACCAGUCACUGGUUCUAUCCCUCCUAUUGGAGAAAAAGCCUGGGAGGAGGAGUUUGAUAAGUACAAGAACUCCCCUGAGUUCAAGCAGUUGAACUCGCACAUUACCUUGGAGGAGUUCAAGUUUAUCUUUAGCAUGGAAUGGGGACACCGCCUUUUGGGUAGAGCCAUCGGAAUGUUUUUCGUUUUACCUGCCAUUUACUUCUGGAAGACAAAGAAAUUCAGCCCUCACGUCACGCGAAGAGUCGUCGGUCUUACCGGUCUCUUAGGGUUACAAGGCUUUAUCGGUUGGUGGAUGGUCCAGAGUGGAUUAGACGAGGAGCAGCUUGCCGAUAGAAGGUCUAAACCAACUGUGUCCCAAUACAGAUUGACUACUCAUUUGGGUGCUGCAUUCUUGAUGUACUUGGGUGUUCUCUGGACUGGGUUUGAAAUUCUCAAUGAAAGCAAGUGGAUUCAGAACCUCUCCACCAAGGCUGAGGCUGUCACCACCCAGCUCGCAAAGCUUAACAAUCCGGCUUUGAACCCCAUGAGAAAGAUGUCUCUUGCCUUAUUGGGCUUGACUUUCAUCACCGCAAUGUCAGGAGGUAUGGUGGCCGGCUUGGACGCCGGUCUUAUCUACAACACAUUUCCGCACAUGGGCGAAGACUACGUUCCUUCUCGCAGAGAGCUCAUGGACCCUGUUUACGCCAGGAAAGAGGAUCUUUCUGACUUAUGGUGGAGAAAUUUACUCGAGAACCCAACAACCGUGCAGCUUAUUCACCGUAUACUUGCAACCUCCACUUUCUUUUCCGUGUUGGCUGCUUAUAUCUACGUCAACAGACGUAAAAAGAUCGUUACUCCAAAUGCAAAGAAGGCAAUGCAUACUAUGAUGGGUUUAGUCACAUUCCAGGUGGCUUUGGGCAUCUCUACCCUUAUCUACUUGGUUCCUCUACCAUUGGCUGCUGGCCACCAGGCCGGGGCUUUGGCUCUUCUCACUGCUUCUUUGGCAUUUGCAGCAAACUUGAAGAGACCUAGGCCACAAACUGUUAGCUACAUCAGUGCUAGGAUGAAAGAGAUGCUUCUCAAGAAGAAGUGA
Molecule: messenger RNA, 1431 nt
Organism: Candidozyma duobushaemuli
Lineage: Eukaryota; Fungi; Ascomycota; Pichiomycetes; Serinales; Metschnikowiaceae
Gene: COX15
Product: Cox15p
Exons: 1
Coding region: 1-1431 (476 amino acids)
Biological process (GO): heme A biosynthetic process
Cellular component (GO): mitochondrial inner membrane
Molecular function (GO): oxidoreductase activity, acting on NAD(P)H, heme protein as acceptor
Source: RefSeq, a predicted model, not a curated record